AAAAUGUCAAGUUCACUGCUGAUGCUGUGUUUGUAAACAAACCUCCGUGAACAUCAACUGUCAUUAUAAUACUUACCACUGCACUGCAUGAUCAUUGAAAAUAACAAAAGAUUUAAUAUUUCAAAAAUAUAGUUUGUACAUUUCUGGGUUAACGAGUAAAGGGCAAUGGUAGCAGUUGUCAGUUUGCAGAAGAUGAAAGAAGACGAGAGUCCUGCAAUUGACGUGACGAAGCCCACAAUGAUGGGGGACGAGGUCUCGAGUGACAAGCGUUUCAAAACGAUCAAACUCUUGGGCGACGAUCUUCGAGCGUUUGCUAAACCACCACAAAAAUUUUGGGAUGACAGUUUCAUUGGAGAAGCCGUCGCUGACGAUUGCCACCCUCCAAAUUCGUCAUUUAUCAUUGGCGCUACUGGAGGCGUUGUUACAGGGCUCUUGGCGGGAUUCUUUUCCACUAGCAGAGUCCCUAUGCCAGUCAGGACGAUAAUUCCUGGGCCGUUUCUCCCAAGAAUUCAAACAUUUUUGAGGACAUCCAUCAUCGGCAGUUCAGUUUUAUGGCGAGUGGCCAAGAGAACAAUUUUGGGAACGAUUCUCUUUGCUGUUUUGGAAUGUGAUUUUAAAGAGUUUGUUCAGAAACCGUCUGAAAAAUGGAAGGGGUCCAUUAUUGCAGGAUCUGUUUCUGGAGCAAUAUUUGGCUUACGCGGUGGAUUGUCAGGAAUGUUGUUGGGAAUUGGACUUUUCACAUCACUUCCUGGAGGGUGGGAAUUAUACACAAGAAAAGAACAAAUAAGAUCCAGAAUUUUUAAUCCGUGAGCAUUAACGGAACGAGAAUGAUAAAAUUGACUAUUUAUUACAUACUUACAAGUAUCUCGAUUCUCUAUCAAUUAACAUAAUUAAACGUAAUUCAUAUUUGCGAGUGUUCGUGUACUUACAUACAUUUGAUUGCCGAUAUAUGUAGCGUCGUAUUAGAUGAAUCUUUAAUAUGAAACAGUAUCUAGUCACAAAAUGGGUCAUAAUUAUAUAAUGCAUAAUUUAGGCUUAUUGUGUAAACAUUUAUUGGAGGCUAGUUAAUUAAAUUCAGAGGCUUGAUUGAGUUAUUUUUUGCUUGGAAUGAAUUGAUGGAUUUAUUAAAUGAUGUAUGUAACUAAAAUAUGAUAAAUGCCGAUUUCAAUGAAUAAUAUCUAUGUAUAUACAAUUCAUUAUGAAAAUAAAAAUGUAAGUUCCUUGUCCUCUUGA
Molecule: messenger RNA, 1233 nt
Organism: Folsomia candida
Lineage: Eukaryota; Metazoa; Arthropoda; Collembola; Entomobryomorpha; Isotomidae
Exons: 4
Coding region: 166-810 (214 amino acids)
Source: RefSeq, a predicted model, not a curated record